Molecule: messenger RNA, 2934 nt
Organism: Symbiodinium necroappetens
Lineage: Eukaryota; Dinophyceae; Suessiales; Symbiodiniaceae
Source: the annotation of a GenBank genome assembly
AUGGCUGCAAUGGAUGCUGCAAAGCGAGUAACUACCCGGCUGCCUCCAGAAGACAAGCUUCACCGCAACUUCUUGCAAGCAAGCUUUGCUUCUCUGCUGCCACCUUUCAUCCCUGCAGACGCGCUGCGAUGGAUUUUCCUGUCUAGGGCAGGAAAGCGGAUCCUGGAGGAAGCUGAUGUUUGGAGACAGAUCUUUCGGACAGGCCUGGACUUCACAGGUGCUUGCAUUGGGCCGGAGGGAGCGGCAGCAUUGGCUCACCGGAUGCCGGAGAAUCUGCAGACGUUGAGCCUUGAUGUCAGCGAAUGCUUCUUGGGCCCAGCUGGACUUGCACAUUUGGGGGCAGCCUUGCAAAAGGCAAAGUUAGCAAAGCCGGUUUCGCUUCACCUGGAUGUGAGCUUCAACGGACUUGACGAUGAAGCAGUGUGCCAGCAUGUGCACAUUCCGAAGCAGGUGCGCAAGCUCGAGUUGGGCCUUGGUGGGUGCGGUUUGUCUCCGGGUGGCGCUGAGCGGAUGGCAAGCAAACUACCGGAGACGCUGAAGGAGCUAUUUCUGGAUCUGAGCUUUUGCCACUGCUGUGACAAGGGGCUACAAGCCAUAGCCUCCAGAAUUCCAGAAGGGCUCACGCAUCUGGACUUGAAUUUGCACGCGACUGGCACGUCCGUCAUGGGGCUCAGGAGCUUGGUUAGCCGGCUUCAACAGCCGCUUUGCAGCUUGCGCCUUGAGCUCUCCUGCUCAGCGGCAGGCGCCGAGUGUUUGGCACAAAACCUCCCGGCCACUGUGCAGGCCUUCGAGAUCACGUGGAGUGGAGUUGACCUGGCAACUUUCCUCCCUGCCCUCGCAGCGAAGAUGCCACCGAACAUGGAGGACUUGCGCCUUGCCUUGCCGGGACAUGCCUGCGUGGAAGCUGGUGCCUUCUACUGGUUGGGCCAGUCGUUGCCUGCCUCUCUGCGGCGACUGGAGCUGGACUUCCGGGGACGGCCGCUGUCUGGUGCCGGUCUGCGUCUCCUCCUUCAACGGCUUCCACCGGGUUUGGCUCAGUUUCAGUUGGAGCUGUUCGAGUGUGCUGGCGCAGAGGACUUGCUCCAAGAUUGGGGUCGGGGUUGGCAACUACCAGGCAGCUUACUCCACUUCGAGUUGGGACUGGGCGGGAGUCACGUGACUUCCUCAGGCUUGGAGGCGAUCCUCUUGUCUUUGCCUGCAGCAGUUGAAGUCUUGCGACUCGACUGUUGGCGCAGUGGCCUCUCUGCCCUGACACCCGCGACGGCCUCCGCGCUCUGCCAGCUCACAUGUGUGUUGCAGCUGGAGCUGUGUUUCGGAAUGUGCCGCAGGCUGUCUGAUGACCUCGUGGCCUUGUUCGAGAACCUCCCGCUGGGGCUGCGAAGGCUUGUCCUGGAUCUCGGCUCGACUGAUGUGGUUGCGGCAUUGCCUGCAUUAUCGGAGAGAUUGUGCCGGAUGCGCGGCUUGCGGGAGCUGGAGCUGCACCUGGAUCACACGGAUAUGGGCACUCCAGAGCUGAAGCUGCUUGGGAAGAGCUUCUCUUUGAGCACGCUGAAGAGACUCUGCCUCGACCUGCGCAGCUGUUACAACCUGAAGCAGGCUGUCGGAUCCGCGACUGAAGGUUGGAGCGACGAGGUCUGGGCUGUGCAGAUGCCGCAUACCCAUGCGGCUAAUGCACGGCCACGAGGAGCUUUCCAUCCAGGCCUGCACCGGACGCCUGGCAUAUCUUGGUCCUAUCCCAGUCCCGGCACUCAUCAGCACUCCAGCGGUCUGUGUCACUUCCAGGAGGGCAUUGAAGCUCUUGUGUUGGGCGCUGGGCAGCUGCAAUGUCUUCGCCUAGAGCUUCGCAGCUGCCAGCUAGGCAGCCAUGCGAUCCAGCUAGCACAGCACCUCCCGCAACGGCUGACAGUGUUGGAGCUCAGCUUCUGUCUCUGUGGAAUCACUGCAGACGGUGUGGCCGCCUUGGCAGCUCACCUACCGCAGCGUCUUUCACGGCUGAAGCUGGACCUGGGAAGCUGCGGCAUAGGAGACCGUGGCGCAGAGAUCUUGGCCCACCGGAUGCCAUCCCGGCUUUCGCGCUUGAGCCUGCAACUGGGGGCGACCGACAUUGCGGAUCGUGGUGUGCUGGCGAUUGCACAUUCCUUACCAGUUGGACUCAGCCACCUGGAGUUGGGCUUGGCGUACGUGACUACCAGGAGUGACUGUCUUGUGUGCCUGGCUGCUACGCUGCCAAAGUACCUUGCCAAGCUGACCUUGGACCUGCGAAGUUGCCUGGUAGGGUCCGAGGGCCUGACUGCCCUUACAGCGGCCUUCGGCCCAAACUUGGCCGAAGUUGUGUUGGACUUCAGGGAGUGCGAACUGCCGACUGCAGUGCGACAGGACUUCCUUGCAACUUCGGGCGGAGUGCAUUACUCUCGCACGAUUGGCUGCAAGUGGAAGAUGUUGUCACAAUACUCAUACUUCCAGACCGGCGAGAUGAAGGCUACGGCUUUGUGGACUUACAAGGAGCGUGCGGACGAUGAGAUUGGCUUCUGGAAAGGUGACAAGAUCAACGUAGAUCGCAUUGCCCCCGGAUGGUGGACUGGGUCUACGGAAGGGACCUCGAAGUCAGGCUUUUUCCCCGGUAACUACGUCAAGCUGGAUGAUCGUCUAGUUUCCCGCUUUGACCUCGACGGUGCGGAGAAAUCAGAUGCCAAGGAUACCAUGACAGCUGUGGUGAUGCUGAUUCAGCCGCUGGCGCACCGUCAGCGUCGCUUUUACAAGCGAAAGCAGGAUGGCUUAAACUACAAGGACACGAGCUAUCCCCGUGUGAUGCUCCUCGUUGUAGGUCCCGAUGGCAGAGCUGAGCUUAAGAAGGAGGGAAAACUUCGCGAGCUCAGCGGGGAGAUCGAACUUCGUGGAGGACACGGUGUCUGGAAGGCCUGUGCACAGGGGUGA